CACCAGCAGUAUUUAACUUGUUUGAAGGGAACACACUUGCAAGUGUCUCCUGUUGACAAGACAGAUUCUCCUGGUAGUUCACACAAUGUUCAAAAGGCACAAGUUCCUUGCUUCAGAACGCAGGAGAGAAUUAAUUUCCCCAGGAGCUACACGGUCCAUACUGAAGAAUGACCUGAGAAAUUUUCACUCUUUGUCGCAAUUUAUACUCGCAGCAGGCCCUCUAAGAUCAACUCCAGCAGUUAAACAUUCAAAAACUACUCACUUUGAGAUUGAAAUACUUGAUGCUCAAACCAGAAAGCAGAUAUGUAUUGUGGACAAGGUGACACAAAAAUCUACUAUUCAUGAUGUGAAACAAAAAUUUCACAAAGCAUGUCCAAAGUGGUGCCCUUCUCGAGUGGGCCUGCAGCUAGAACGUGGUGGGCCCUUUUUGAAGGACUACAUAACCAUUCAAAGUGUUGCAUCUUCCUCCAUUGUCACACUUUAUUUUACAGACCUAGGUCAACAAGUCAGUUGGACUACAGUAUUUUUGGCUGAAUACACAGGACCUCUGCUAAUAUAUCUCCUCUUUUAUUUGAGGAUCCCAUAUAUAUAUGACAUGAAAGAGAGCUCUAGAAGAUUACGUCACCCAGUGGUACACUUGGCCUGCUUCUGUCAUUGUAUACACUAUAUCCGAUACCUUUUGGAAACCUUAUUUGUUCACAAGGUUUCCGCAGGACAUACACCUUUGAAAAAUUUGAUAAAGAGUUGUGCCUUUUAUUGGGGAUUCACUUCUUGGAUUGCCUACUACAUUAAUCACCCACGGUAUACACCACCAUGCUUAUAUGUGGAAUCCAAAAAGAAAAAAAAAGCAUUUGGAAACAGGCAAGUCACAGUAUCUGCUAUCAAUUUUCUGAUUUGUGAAGCUGGAAAUCAUUUCAUCAAUGUAGUGUUGGCUCAUCCCAAUCACACAGGAAAUAAUGCCUGUUUUCCAAGUCCAAAUUAUAACCCCUUUACGUGGAUGUUUUUCCUGGUUUCAUGUCCUAACUACACCUAUGAGAUUGGAUCAUGGAUUAGUUUCACAGUCAUGACGCAAACAUUGCCAGUUGGGAUUUUUACACUUCUGAUGAGUAUCCAGAUGUCUUUGUGGGCACAAAAGAAACAUAAGAUUUACCUGAAGAAAUUCAGUUCUUAUAUGCAUAGGAAAUCAGCAAUGAUUCCAUUUAUAUUGUAAGAAAAAAUAAGUGAUCUUAUCUCAUAUACAGAAAGCAGUAUAUAAACUCACUAAAUCAAACUUGAUAAAGGAUAGAUGCCUAUUAUGCUCCAGAAAUUCACAAACAACAGUAUUUUUGCUUGAGUAAAAAUACAAAAUGGUAGAAUCUAGCUGAAUUCAGAGUAAUAAACUUGAGGUAAAUGAAAAGUAGAAAUUAUUGAUAUAACUAAUGGUAAAUAGCAUCCAAUAUGUUUGCAAGGGACUGAUCCUUGAAUGAGAUGUUCUUACUGCAUUAAAUAUUUCAUAACUAUUUGCUUAAGACCAUUUAGAAUAUCUGAAUUCUAAAAAGUAAAUAUUUUAAAAAGUUGUAACAUUUAAAUCACUUGAAUUUUACAUAUUAUUUUGA
Balaenoptera ricei (Rice's whale) is the source of this 1595-nucleotide messenger RNA. RefSeq names its product trans-2,3-enoyl-CoA reductase like (gene TECRL). The transcript is spliced from 13 exons. The record is from RefSeq and is a predicted model, not a curated record. Gene Ontology annotation, molecular function: oxidoreductase activity, acting on the CH-CH group of donors. Gene Ontology annotation, biological process: very long-chain fatty acid biosynthetic process. The coding region runs from base 86 to 1210 and encodes 374 amino acids. NCBI's taxonomy places the organism in Eukaryota, Metazoa, Chordata, Mammalia, Artiodactyla, Balaenopteridae.